ACAAAUCUAUGAAGGAAGGCUGUGGUAGUAGCCAACUAAGAUUUUUGUUGUCUUCUCCCAGAGCAGGGGGUGCAUUCAAUUGCCUGCUUCCCCUUCUUCCUCUCCCCUCCCCCAAAGCAGCAAAGCCAGCCUGGUUCCCCAAACACCCACAGCCAUCACCACCACCUCCUUCCUCUCCCAUAAUGGCCCAAGAAGCCAUUGCUCCCAACGAUCCUUCCUAACUGUCUGUCCUGCCCUUUCCACACAAGCAACGGCGAUGCUGAGCUCCUGCGGCGGCGGCGGCGGCCAUCCGAACUCGCCACAGAAGCAUGGCAGAUGCGACGAGCAAGGGGGCCAAGAUGGGUACUUAGGGCUGGCAGGUGCUUCGCUGCCACCACCUCCCUCUUGCUCCUUUCUUGGAUCCACCGGCUCUUCUGGGGCGCAGAUGCUGAGCUUCUCCUCCAAUGAUGCAGCAGGAUUCGGUUUGACCUCAGGGGCAAGCAUGCAGGGUGUUUUGGCAAGGGUCAGGGGUCCAUUUACCCCAACACAGUGGAUGGAGCUGGAGCACCAAGCCCUGAUCUACAAGCACAUUGCUGCAAAUGCUCCUGUGCCAUCCAGUUUACUCCUCCCCAUCAAAAGAAGCCUCAAUCCGUGGGUUGGAUGGGGACCAUUUCGUCCAGGGGGUGCUGAUAUAGAACCUGGGAGAUGCCGCCGCACAGAUGGUAAGAAGUGGCGGUGCUCUAGAGAUUCUGUUGGAGACCAAAAAUACUGUGAGCGACACAUAAACCGUGGUCGCCAACGUUCAAGAAAGCAUGUGGAAGGCCGAAAGGUGACACCCACCAUUGCAGAACCAGCCAUGGUUGUUUCUGGUGGUGUAUCAUCACGCAGCCAUGCUGCUUGGCAGCAGCAAGUGGAAAGCUUAGCUGCUAAUGUGGCUGAUCCUUUUCCAAGACAGUCCAACAGGGAACUGCUGGAGAAGCAGAAUGUGGUCGAACAAUCAUCAGUACCCACUCCAAUGGAUCCUUUUGACUUCCCAUCAUCACAUUCUUCUUCGAAUCGUGACGAAGUAGCAUUUUCACCACUGAAGUUGCACCAUGAUCUUGGCCAGGUUUUCAGUGUGUAUGGAGCAGGCAGUUCAUCAGAAAAGGGUAACAGGUCUCAGCCUCAGGAAAGUUGGUCACCAGUAACUAGGGAAACACUUGACGACGGACCUCUGGGUGAGGUUUUCAGAAGCAAGAGUUGCCAGUCACCUUAUGGAGCGUCUCAACUCACAAAAAAUUAAGUUGGAUUCUCUGUAACCCUGCAAUUGACUACUAAGUACUUCAGUACAGUGCCCAGCAUCAACACUGAGCAUUGGCCCUGCACCAGAGAAUCACAUCACUAAUGAUGCCUAUCACAUGGCAUGACAGGUAGAAUGGAGCAUUUCCAGACAGUGCCAUCACAACGUUAAGUAUUCAGUCUUGUCUUGUGGAAUCACAAAUAACUGAAACCAUGUUCAUCGCAUGAGUUUGUUGGUACAAUGUCCUGACUUUUUUUUUUGAAUUAUGUUUUCAUGCCCUCGAACUUUGUUUUUUGUUGAGGUGAGCGUAUUGUGUUGCUUUGUUUCUGUGCCUGUUUUAUCAUGUGAUGAAGUUAACAAAGAGUUGAUUUUCUA
Brachypodium distachyon (stiff brome) is the source of this 1633-nucleotide messenger RNA. RefSeq names its product growth-regulating factor 8. The transcript has 4 exons. Gene Ontology annotation, cellular component: nucleus. NCBI's taxonomy places the organism in Eukaryota, Viridiplantae, Streptophyta, Magnoliopsida, Poales, Poaceae. Gene Ontology annotation, molecular function: ATP binding. The record is from RefSeq and is a predicted model, not a curated record. Bases 257 to 1261 code for a protein of 334 amino acids. Gene Ontology annotation, biological process: developmental process; regulation of DNA-templated transcription; DNA-templated transcription.